CUCCCCGGCAAGCCGAAACCUUCCCUCCCUCCCUCGCGCCGCCUGCCUCCGCCUCUUCGCCCUCGUCGACGCCGCCGCGUCGCCCCACCGGGAGGAAAGGGGGGUCGUGUCCUGACUCUGCCCCCCCCCCCCACACACACCUCCGCGAGUUUCUGUAGCUUUCCCCCCUCCGUUCCAAGGUGCGCCGCCCGGUUGGGCGGGGCGGGCCCUCGCGGCCCCGGCCGACGGCCAGAGUGCUCCUCUCCCAGCUCCGUGUCCCCCCAUGUUCCCCCCCGCGCCUUGCCGUUCUUUGCAAAACAAAGUCUGCAGUUAUCAUUUUGUUUUGAGUCCUAGAACUUUUGAAUGGAAUAUUCAUCAAGUGAAGGCGAUGAACUGGUUGAAAGUUACAUGGAUGUUGAGGACGAUACAGGCACCAGCAAUAUUGAUCAAGGAACAGGUAUGAUGCCUUCUGAGAUACAUGGCAUCGGUCCUUCUGAGGGGUCCAUGCUGUCUGUUGACAAUGGUCAGCUGAUGGCUGCUGAUGGGUUGGGCAAUAAUGAUGAGCCAUGCCUAGGCAUGGAGUUUGAGUCUGAUGGUGCUGCACGGGAAUUCUACAAUGCGUAUGCACUGUGCCUUGGGUUUGGCAUUCGCGUUGCCCGAUCACGCAGUGAGAGGAGGAAGGGUAUUGAAGUACUUAUUAUGAAGCGCUUUGUGUGCCUGAAAGAGGGACAUCACAAGAAGAAGGAUGCUGAAUCUAAUGACAAGAAAAAGAGGAAGCGGCUCUCUAUAAGGGAUGGCUGCCCAGCGAUGAUGGAAGUGGUGAGGAGGGGUCCAGAUAAAUGGGUCAUCACAAAGUUGGUCCUUGAGCAUACUCAUGUGAUUCUUAGUCCAGACAGGGUGCGCGAGGUCCAGCUCCGUCGCGCCUCUGGGAAGUGUGCAGAGCAUGAGAAUCAAUUGCAGGAGCUGCGCAGGAAUGUGUUUGGAGAUACAGAUGCACAAGGCCUUUUCAACUACUUGAAGAGAAUGCAGUCGGAGAACUCGGGUUUCUUCUACUCCAUACAGGUUGACAGUAAGAACUGUGUAACCAAUGCAGUUUGGGCUGAUGCUAGGGCGAGAAUGUCAUACACAUACUUUGGGGAUGCUGUUUAUUUUGACACUACUUAUAGUCAAAAUGAGGAUAUGUUGCCCUUUGCAGCUUUCACGGGUGUGAAUCACCAUGGUGAUAUGAUUCUUUUUGGUUGUGCACUUGUUUUGGAUAGGACAGAAUCUUCAUAUGCAUGGCUGUUUGAGACAUGGCUGACAGCAAUGGAUAAACGAUUGCCAUUUUCCUUUACAACUGAUGAAGGCAAAGCAAUUUCAGCAGCAGUUGCAAAAGUAUUUCCUCAGUGUUUCCAUCGUCUUUGUAGAUGGCGAAUUUUGUCUAGAUGCAAGAAGAAGUUGUCUGAUGUCUACAUGAGAUUUCCCAGUCUCCAUGACGAGCUUAGAAGAUGCAUCAACGAGUGUGAUACUGAGGCUGCUUUUGAUAUGUUCUGGGGCACUAUAAUUGACAAAUAUGACCUGAGGGAGAACAGUUGGCUGCAAUCAAUAUUUGACACAAGACACAAAUGGGUUCCUGCAUAUCUGACAAGCUCCUUCUUUGCAGAAUUGACAUUGACCCAUCGAGGAGAAACAGUCAGUAGGUUCUUUAGGAAUAACUUUAGUACACGAGUUCCCCUUGAUACAUUUAUCACUAGAUUUGACCAACACAUAGACAGUUUGUAUGUAAAUGAAACCCAGAAAGAUCUUGAUUCAUUUCAUCAUGAACGGCUCCUGAAAACCACUAUAGUUUUAGAAAAACAAGCAAGGGGCAUCUUCACCAAUGCUGCAUUUGAAAUAUUCCAAAUGGAGUUGAUUGAAGCAUUGCUGCAUUAUGCUGUUAAGGUUCAGCAAGAUGGACCUUACGCCAAGUACUAUGUUGACAGAGAUAAUCCUCCAACCAGGCACACUGUUUUCUAUAAUGUUGCCGAUAAGAAGGCUUGGUGCGAUUGCUGCAGGUAUGCUUUCUCAGCAAUAUUGUGCAGGCACGUGCUUGGAGUUUUCAUCUCAGCUGGCAUCGUCAUGCUUCCUGAGCCAUGCAUCAUGAAGCGAUGGACAAAGAGAGCAAAGACAGGGCCAGAAUUGAUUGGGCAUAAUCUUGAAAAUGGAAAUUGCCACACGGACUCUGCAACUUCAAGGUAUAAUGAUCUCAUUAGUUAUGCUAUGAAAUGUGCAGAGAAAGGAGCUGUAUCAGCAGGUUCCUUCAGAGUUGCAAAGGAAGUACUGCGGAAGGCCUUGAUGGAAAUCAAAUGUCUUGGAGAGAAACUGACCACCGAUGACCUGCAGCAGGUUGACAAUAGAUAAUAGUGGUUAUUUUGUGAAGCAAUUUGGGAGACUUUCGAAUAUCUUUACCAAAGGGAGAAAUGAGGUGUAAUUUUGAUGAGCCUACCUGCAGGCUUGCCAUCUUGACAUGCCAGUGGCCAAUCAACAUGUUUAACUUUAACCGUUCGUGUAGUACUAGUACGAAACAACCAAUGUACCAUCGUACUCUUAUCUGUCCAUAGUGUAUGGGUGUGUAUCUUUUGGUCUGACGCACCAAUUCUGGGAGUCAGCUUGUAUUUUUUGGCUUUGUGCCUGCGUACAUGCUGCUGCUGCUCAUGAUAUCCCAACUCAAAAAGUGGUACUCCCUCGGUGAAGCCUGCUACCUCUGUUCCAAAAAUGUAAACAUUAUACCUCCGUUCCAAGAAAAUAAACAU
Molecule: messenger RNA, 2750 nt
Organism: Oryza brachyantha (malo sina)
Lineage: Eukaryota; Viridiplantae; Streptophyta; Magnoliopsida; Poales; Poaceae
Product: protein FAR1-RELATED SEQUENCE 5-like
Exons: 2
Coding region: 343-2358 (671 amino acids)
Biological process (GO): regulation of DNA-templated transcription
Molecular function (GO): zinc ion binding
Source: RefSeq, a predicted model, not a curated record